AUGGCUGCCGCAAAAUACGAUGUCAAAAAGUUUACUAGUACGAAUGACUUUGAAUUAUGGAGAAUGAAGAUGAAAGCAUUGUUGGUUCAUCAAGGGAUGUAUGAGGCUUUGCUAAGAGAAAGUCUCUUCCUGAUUCGAUGUCUGAUAAAGACAAGAAAGAGACUCUUGCAAAGGCUCAUAGUAUUAUAUCUGAAGCAGGCGAUGUAUUCAUUCAAGAUGAUAGAAGAUAAAUCUAUUGGAGAACACAUUGAUGAGUUUAACAAGUUAAUUCUCGAUCGUGAAAACAUUGGUGUCACCAUUGAAGACGAAGAUCAAGCCUUUUUGUUGUUUAGUUCUUUAUCGAAGUCCUUUGUGUACUUUAAAGAUACAAUGUUGUAUGGAAGAGAAUCGAUCACACUCGAUGAUGUGUAA
Molecule: messenger RNA, 411 nt
Organism: Cannabis sativa
Lineage: Eukaryota; Viridiplantae; Streptophyta; Magnoliopsida; Rosales; Cannabaceae
Exons: 2
Coding region: 1-411 (136 amino acids)
Source: RefSeq, a predicted model, not a curated record